AUGUCAGGGGAGUCUUCCCGCCUAAGAAGAUCUAGUCGGCAUAGUGGCGCGACAUCCGCCCAACAACCAACACAAAACUCGCAAAGACGAACGCCGAAGAGGACAGCCAGGGCUUUCAUAGUGGACGAUGACGACUCUGAUGAAGAGGGUGACGACGUGGUGGUGGUGGACAGCGAGGACGGAGACGGAGAUGGCGCGUGGAGUCCGGGGCAUACUGGUGCGGAUGCACCGAGGCGGACGAGUAGCAAGGGUAUUGGUGGGGACACCAAGCGAAAGAGAAAUUCGGUGGUUGAUGAAGAAGAUGAGGAGGAGGCAGAGCCGGUGAAACGGAGGCGGGCAGAUGGGGGUUCAGCUUCUCGCAGGACAUCAAAGACUGGGCCGUCCCAAACAACGAUAUCACGAAAUGUCGACUACAUCGACGACGACGCCAACUCAGAUGACGAACUCGACAAUCUCAAACUCGGCCAAUUCCAGCGCUCCAUCGGCACCCUCUUCGCCGUAGCCGACCUCUCCCGCUUCCCUCUAAAACCCGACCACGCCGCGCGGCCGCUCUGGGUCUUCGGCGACGGUCGCAUCAUCCUCGAAGCCUUCUCCCCCAUCGCCGAGCAAGCGCAGGACUUCCUCAUCGCGGUGUCUGAACCCAUCUCGCGGCCGUACCGUGUGCAUGAGUACAAACUCACCGAGUACUCCCUGUAUGCCGCCGUAUCGGUCGGGUUGGACACCGAGGGGAUAAUUGAGGUUUUGAACCGGUUGAGCAAAUGCCCCCUGCCGCCGUCGUUGGAGGAUUUUAUUAGGACGAAUACGGCUUCUUGUGGGAAGAUCAAGUUGGUGUUGAAGCGGAAUAGGUAUUGGAUUGAGAGUGCGGAUGAGGGCGUUUUGAGGACGUUGUUGAGGGAUGAGAAAAUUAGGGCGUGUCGUGUGGCGGCUGAUGGAGUUGAGGCGGAGACGGAGGAUGAUGUGCUGUUUACGGAACGGGCGCCGGAUGCGGCUGGGCUGACCAUUGCUGGGUUUGCGGCGCCAAAUGGCGCUUCCUCCGAGGAUCAAACAGAGCGCAGGAGUUCCGCCGUGGACAGUGGCCGACUCGCCGACCCUGCCAGCGCUUCAGAUAACCAGUUCGCAUCAGUAAUCACCAUCGACAACGAGGACGCGGACGAGGACACCGAGCAGCAAGAGCAGCUCGUCCGAUCCUUCGAGAUCGCGAAAACCUCAGUCGACUCGGUCCGCAAGCGCUGCAGCGAGCUCUCCUACCCGACCCUCGAAGAAUACGAUUUCCGUCAAGACGUGGCAAACCCCAACCUCGACAUCGACCUCAAACCCGCCACUGCCCUGCGCCCCUACCAAGAAAAAUCCCUCAGCAAGAUGUUCGGCAACGGCCGCGCCCGCAGCGGGAUCAUCGUCCUCCCCUGCGGCGCCGGCAAGACCCUCGUUGGCGUCACAGCCGCGUGCACAAUCAAGAAAUCUUGUCUGGUCCUCUGCACAUCCUCCGUCUCCGUCGAGCAAUGGGCCAAAGAAUUCCGCACCUGGUCAACAGUCAAAGAAGGCCAAGUCGCCAAAUUCACCCAACAAGAAAAAGAAAAAUUCGUCGGCGACGCCGGAAUCAUGAUCUCCACGUACACCAUGGUCGCCUUCACAGGCAAACGCGCCUACGACGCCCAACAGAUGAUGAACUUUAUCCAAUCCCGCGAAUGGGGAUUCCUCCUCCUCGACGAAGUCCACGUCGUCCCCGCAGACAUGUUCCGCAAAGUCCUCACCAUCAUCGCCGCCCACGCCAAACUCGGCCUGACCGCAACCCUCGUCCGCGAAGACGACAAGAUCACCAAUCUCAACUACCUCAUCGGCCCCAAACUGUUCGAAGCCAACUGGAUGGACCUCGCCCGCAAGGGCCAUAUCGCCAACGUCCAGUGCGCCGAGGUCUGGUGUCCCAUGACAACCGAGUUCUACCGCGAGUACCUCCGCGAACCGUCCUCACGUAAACGCCAGCUGCUCUUCGUCAUGAACCCGCGUAAAUUGCAAGCCUGCCAAUUCCUCAUCGACUUCCACGAAGCCCGCGGCGACAAAGUCAUUGUCUUCUCCGAUAACGUCUUUGCACUCAAACACUACGCGACCCGCUUAAGCAAACCCUACAUCUACGGCGGCACCUCCCCCGCGGAACGCAUGCGCAUCCUCAACCAGUUCCAAUACAACCCCGCCAUCAACACCGUCUUCCUCUCCAAAGUCGGCGACACAUCCAUCGACCUCCCCGAAGCGACCGUGCUCAUCCAGAUAUCCUCCCACUACGGAUCCCGUCGCCAGGAAGCGCAACGACUCGGCCGGAUCCUCCGCGCCAAGAAACGGAGCGAGGAAGGCUUCAAUGCGUACUUUUACUCACUGGUGUCGAGGGAUACACUUGAGGUGUAUUAUGCCGCCAAACGGCAGCAGUUUUUGAUUGAUCAGGGGUAUCAUUUCAAGAUCAUUACGAGAUUGGAGGGGAUUGAGGGUUUACCGGAUCUGGUGUAUGCGACGCAGCAGAAACAGAUCGAGUUGCUGAAUACCGUGCUUGUAUCUAACGCCGAGGACGACGACACCGACGAUGACGGUAGUAGCGGUGACGAGCGAGGAACACGAAGAGGGAGGGGGGGUCCAGCGGCACCGCAACAACACCAACCUACAUCGCGAUCGUUCUUUGACACGGGGGUCUCGGUGCGCCGGACGGGGACGCUGCAGAGUAUUUCGGGCGGGGAUUCGAUGGCGUAUAUUGAGUUUAGUCGUGGGGGGAUUGGCGGGGUGAGGAAGAGGAAGGGGUUCUUCGCGAGGGGUGGCGGAGGGAGUGGUGGGGGCGGGAGUGGGGCGUAG
Molecule: messenger RNA, 2832 nt
Organism: Fimicolochytrium jonesii
Lineage: Eukaryota; Fungi; Chytridiomycota; Chytridiomycetes; Spizellomycetales; Powellomycetaceae
Product: DNA repair helicase rad25
Exons: 2
Coding region: 1-2832 (943 amino acids)
Biological process (GO): transcription initiation at RNA polymerase II promoter; nucleotide-excision repair
Cellular component (GO): nucleotide-excision repair factor 3 complex; transcription preinitiation complex; transcription factor TFIIH holo complex
Molecular function (GO): hydrolase activity; ATP binding; DNA binding
Source: RefSeq, a predicted model, not a curated record